Molecule: messenger RNA, 1028 nt
Organism: Desarmillaria tabescens
Lineage: Eukaryota; Fungi; Basidiomycota; Agaricomycetes; Agaricales; Physalacriaceae
Exons: 7
Coding region: 37-678 (213 amino acids)
Source: RefSeq, a predicted model, not a curated record
UCGGUUCCCAGUGCGGCCCGGUUUAACGUAGCAUACAUGCAGAAGGCUCCACACGUUACCUCGAGUCGUGCUUCGUCGUCCUGCCUCGUUGCAGACUUGUCGUUCAUGGCUGUAGAGUCUCCCUCGGAGGCUGUUGGCUGGGUGGAGCCAGAUCCAGACGACAAGCAUAAAGUUUCAACAGAGGGAGAGUCCUUGAAACUCACAACUACCGCUCUAACGAUGCCUGUAGGACAAACAGAACUGACUUUGCACUCUCCUUCUACAAUUAUUGGGACACCCUUCGAUGUCGAAUCUCCUCGAUUCGAGUACCCUUUCCCCGAGUCCUCAUCACGCCCAACGGAGACGCUGCACAGUCUUGUCUCUGCUGCAUCUUCGAUAUCCAGUCUGGCGUCCUUGCAAUCACCUCUCAACCAUAUAACACCGAUCCACCUUCCGCAACCUGACAUCCCGGCCCUUCUCCCUGUCCGUACAAAAGUGCGCACAGAAACCAUCCCGAUCCCCCCUGGAUUGGUUGAAAAACGCCAUCGAUGGAGUCUCGGUGAACGUAAACUGUGCGGUGAGGGCGAAGAUAGCUCAAACAAGGGCGAUCGGCCGUCCGAACGUAAUAACGGACAACGGCGGCGCGGCUCCUCAGUAGGUCGUGAAAAUAACGCCAAAACAUCUCAAUUACCUGUUUAAUGACUGCUUUCCCGGUCACUAAGUUAUAAAGCAAUUCCUUAUCCGAGCCUGAGGAUCCGCAAGACAGCUUUCAUUACUUUGAACGAUUCUUACGAUUGUCGUUAUUCCCACUGCUUUCUUCGCUUUCGACACAUCAAUUUGGAAAGGCUAUUCAUACAUGUAAUACCUUUUUCCUUAUCAUACAUGUUUAUAACGACCACUUAUGCCGCAUACAUGUACGCUACCAGUCAUCGUUAGUAUUUAGUUGCUUUAAACACACACACACACGAAUAAGCACAUAUUGACAAAUAAUAUACCGGUAUUACUAUGGCCACUCGAGUCCAUGCAAUAUAGUCUCUCUCAUUAACAGC